GCGCAUGCGCGGGCGCGGGGGGCGGUGCUUCCGGCCGGUGGAGACUGAGCUUGCGACACCGGUGGGACGGAACCCGAGUGUUGACCCCCGACCCCGACCCCAAACUAAGCCCUAAUUCGGGACGUAUUUUUGACUGACCCCGGCCCCCGACUACCCGCAUGGCCCGCCACGUGUUCCUGACGGGACCCCCAGGGGUUGGGAAAACAACACUGAUCCAGAAAACCUGUGAGGUGUUAAGGUCCUCCGGUGUGCCUGUGGAUGGAUUUUACACAGAAGAAGUCAGACAGGGAGGGAGAAGAAUAGGAUUUGAUGUCGUCACAUUGUCCGGCUCCCGGGGUCCCUUAUCUAGAGUUGGGUUGGAGCCUCCACCUGGAAAACGUGAAUGUCGAGUUGGCCAGUAUGUGGUUGACCUGACUUCUUUUGAGCAGUUGGCGCUUCCUGUCUUGAAAAGUGCAAGCUCCAGCAGCGGCCCAGGGCAGAGAGUGUGUGUCAUUGAUGAGAUUGGGAAGAUGGAGCUCUUCAGUCAGCCCUUCAUCCAGGCUGUUCAUCAGACACUGUCCACCCCAGGAACCAUAAUUCUUGGCACAAUCCCAGUCCCUAAGGGAAAGCCACUGGCCCUUGUGGAAGAAAUAAGAAGCAGAGGUGACGUCAAAGUGUUCAGUGUCACUAAGGAAAACAGAAACCACCUUCUGCCUGAUAUUGUGACGUGUGUGCAGAGCAGCAGGAAGUGAAGACAGCUCAUGUUCCACAUGGGGAGAAGCACCGGCUCCAAGAGCAGCCUGGUGGGUGCCUGGCUGGUCAAGGUCUUAUGUCUUCAGGUUUAGGAGACCUUGUGGACUUUUCCAAACACAGUUUGACAGCUGUUCUCCAUAAAAUGUUUGAAAGCUCAGAUUAGCCUUGUUGCUGGAUUGACAAGGCAGGAUUAACAAUCCGCUGUGGCUUUUUUAUGCUUAAAGUUUUCAGUUUAUUUCCCCUUGCAGUCAUGCACAUGAUUUGAGUAAAUUAUGAAAUCAGAAAUGGUUUUCAGAGUAUUCAAUGGAAUUCCCCCUCACUGAAGUUUAUGAAUGUGUUCAGGAAAUAGGGGACAAAAAGAGUUCACCAUUUAAUCAGUUUUGCAUGUUAGGAAAAUUCAGUUUCUCUCCAGGUACAGCUUCAGGAUUAUGCAGUUUAAAGGGAUAGUAUUUGAUGAUAUUAAGGAGAUGGUUAUUUGAUUAUUAUUUUUUAAUUUUUUAAAAAACCUGUUAGAUUAUCUUCCCCUAUCUCUCAUUGUUUGGUUAGUUGUUCUUUAAUAAAUAUAAAAGUAACUCUGGUGUUUACCAACACAUGAGUCCUUGAAAAGGAGGGUUUCGCAGUCUUUAGAACACUGUCACUCUGUUUCAGUGCACUGAAUGGCUUGGGGCUCACAUCAUGACCCUGCUAUGGCUGAGUUCUCUUGGGCUCUUUGGUUCCUUUUUGUGCCUAGUUUCUCUUGCAGAGUGGG
Ochotona curzoniae (black-lipped pika) is the source of this 1480-nucleotide messenger RNA. It is a transcript of the gene NTPCR, whose product is annotated as nucleoside-triphosphatase, cancer-related. The record is from RefSeq and is a predicted model, not a curated record. Gene Ontology annotation, molecular function: ATP hydrolysis activity. NCBI's taxonomy places the organism in Eukaryota, Metazoa, Chordata, Mammalia, Lagomorpha, Ochotonidae. The transcript has 5 exons. Bases 159 to 731 code for a protein of 190 amino acids.